This is a messenger RNA of Chaetomium fimeti, 3037 nucleotides long. RefSeq lists its product as uncharacterized. The record is from RefSeq and is a predicted model, not a curated record. The transcript has 3 exons. NCBI's taxonomy places the organism in Eukaryota, Fungi, Ascomycota, Sordariomycetes, Sordariales, Chaetomiaceae. The coding region runs from base 302 to 2968 and encodes 888 amino acids.
UGACGUAGGUUCCUCUGAAUGACGUUGGGGGGAAGCCAGGUCUUCAUGCGAGAGUUGUCAUCUCAUAUGUCGUCAGUUCGUCUAGUUAACAAGGAGAGAUGGGAUAUGCAUAAAAAGGUUAAAUGAUUGGAGGAACCCUCAAAGGAAAACGGUUCCUGUAGCCUAGGAGACAUCAGAUCUACACGAGUAACAUCAACUGAACAUACCAAGAUCAACAAACGACUUCUCCAAUACCAAUACUAGCCCCAUUUCACAUCUUACCCCUUGACAUCCUACCCUUUGAAGACAACAAUUCUCCACAAUGAGCAACAUCGCCCACAAGACUGAGCCGCCCGGCUCCUGGCCCUGCAACAAGGGCGAGCUGGGCGACACAAACCAGACCCAGGACCCGACUGCCGCGGAACCGCGCUCGCCGCCAGCCGUGCCAGAGUACGGAGGCUUCAACGGCGGCAGCUCGGGCGAGUGGUCCCAGAGCGGCGACUAUACUCACCGAGGCCCCCAGACGAGGCCCCGAGAGACGCGGGAGGGCCAGGAGGAAGAGGAACAGCAGCAUGAGCCGAUCAAGAUGAAAGACGUGGAGCCGCAGCCUGUCGGCGAGACCGAAGAGAGCCAGGAAGUGGGCACUCAGGGGGAGGAGGAGAAGAAGACGGUCAAAGAAGGCGAUUCUGCCGCCGGGGUGGAGCAGCAGUCUGAGCAACAAGAGUCCAAAGCAGAGACCGGCGAGGAUGUCGAAGCCCCCGCUGAAGCUGCGACCGACGCAUCGCUCACCGAGAAGGCCAAACAGGCGUUUGAUCAAGCCUCGGAGAAUCAGCCAACCGACGCCGCGCGCAACUCGUUCCUCCAGGCAGCCCGGAGCAAAUUGACCAUCCCCAAGAUUGGCUCCUUCUGGUCCCAAGGAGGGGAGGAGCAGAAGGCCCCGGAGCCCGAGGUUUCAGAGGAAACCAGCCAUGCCCCAGUCGAACCCAAGGAGGAGGUGCAGACAGGAAAAGAGGAAGAGAUUCCCGCCGCCGAGGACAAAGCAGCCCUCGAGCCCCAGGAGAAGCCCGCCGAGGGCGAAGAGGAACCAGCUGCCACCUUAGCUGGCGAAGAGGAACAACCCACCGCCAAAACCGGCGAAGAGGAACCAGCCGCGGCCGAAACCCUCGAAGAGCCACAACCCCCCGCCGAAGCCGAACCCGCCGAAGAGGAGAAACCCCAACCCGAAGAGGAGCAACCCCAGCCCGACCUCAGCAUCCUCAAAGACGGCACCGUCAACAAGGGCGGCAACGUCGUGUCGCGCGACGGCACCGUCGUCGGGCGCGUGGUCGAGGGCGAGGUCCGGCACCUGGUGGGCAACAAGGUGGACGAGAACGGCGCCGUCUGGAGCAGCGGCGGCAAGGUGGUCGGCCGCGCCGAGGUCAUCCCCGACAGCGAGCGCGACGAGAUGCUGCGCGAGCCGGCGCCGUUUGAGAGUUUCCCCGAUGCGGUGGUUGAUAAGGACGGGAUGGUGGUUACGGAUGGGGGGGAGGUUGUGGGUAGGGUGGUCGAGGGCGAGGUCCGUGUCCUGCGCGGCAAGGCUGUGGAUGCGGAUGGGGAUAUCUUGGAUAGGGCUGGGAAUGUGGUUGGGAAGGCUGAGCGUUGGGAGCCGGAGCCCGAGGCGGAGCCGGAGCCGGAGCCCGAGGUUGAUAAGUCGGUUCUGGCUGGGAAGCGCGUCAACAAGGCGGGUAAUGUGGUGGAUGGGAACGGGACCAUCUUUGGCAGGGUUGUGGAGGGCGAUGUGAAGAGGAUGGUUGGCCGUAUGUGCGACAAGAAGGGCAAUAUCCUUAGCGAGAGCGGCGAUAUCCUCGGCAGGGCUGAGCUUGUCCCCGAGGGCGAGCGUGAGGGCUUGAAGGAAGGCCCCUUCGCUGAGCUCCAGGGCUGCACUGUUGCCAAGGAUGGGACCAUCGUCACGCCGGCCGGGGAUAUCGUCGGCAGACUGAUCAGUGGAGAUGGCAAGAUUUUGUUCGGCCGCGCCGUCGAUGAGGAUGGCGACAUCCUCGACAAGAACGGCAACACGGUGGGCAAGGCCGAACGCUGGGAGCCCGAGCAGGUGGAGCACAAGAAGAACCCCAUGUCUGGCCGCCGCGUCAACCGGGAGGGCAACGUCGUCGACGAAGACGGCAACCUGAUCGGCAAGCUCACCUCUGGCACGCUCACCAUCUGCUCCGGCAAGGAUAUUGACGACGACGGAGACGUUGUCGACUACAAAGGCAAUAUCAUCGGCCACUGCUCGCUCCUCGAGGACAUCCCCGAGGAACCCAAGGAGGAGUCCCCGGAGGAAAAGGAGAAGCGCGAACAGGCCGAGCGGGACAAGAAGCUGGCCGUGCAGAUGUCCGUCUGCAUUGAGCAGUGUCUCGACAGCAUCCGCCCCAUCUGCAAGCUGAUCACCGAGAAAAUCGACAAAGCCGAGCGCACCCCCGAAGACGAGCGCGACGAGGAGGCACUCGUGCAGGAAGUGCGGCCGCUAAUCGAGGAAGGCGGGCGCAUCCUCAACGAAGCCAAGGGCAUCAUCAAGGGUCUCGACCCCGAGGGCCGCAUCUCGGCCAACGCCAAGCACAAGACGGCCGCCCGCGAGGCCACGCCCGAGGAGUACCACCUUGCCGAGGUCCUCAAGGACCUCACCGGCGACGUGACGCAGUGCAUCGACAAUGCCAAGCGCAAGCUCGAGGACAUGCCGCAUGCGAAGAAGGAGCUGAACCCGCUCUGGGGCUUGUUGAAUGAGCCGCUGUUCCAGAUCUUGGCGGCUGUUGGCUUGUUGUUGGCUGGCGUUCUCAACCUCGUGGGUAGACUGCUGAGUGGACUCGGACUUGGUGGCCUUGUCGAUGGUAUUCUUGGAACCCUUGGCCUAAACCGUGUCCUUGAGAGCCUUGGUCUUGGGUCCUUUAGCAAGAGCUUGAAGAGCGGUAAGAAGGGUGGCGGUGGACUGCUGGGUGGUGUAUUGGGUGGCUAAGCAAGCGGAUGGUUAAGUUGGACUUUGCAGAAUGGAGGACGGUAAUGGCAACUGGUGGGAAGUUUGUAA